Messenger RNA from Mauremys mutica (yellowpond turtle), 1754 nucleotides. RefSeq names its product carboxypeptidase vitellogenic like (gene CPVL). NCBI's taxonomy places the organism in Eukaryota, Metazoa, Chordata, Testudines, Geoemydidae. The record is from RefSeq and is a predicted model, not a curated record. Bases 170 to 1615 code for a protein of 481 amino acids. The transcript has 13 exons. Gene Ontology annotation, molecular function: serine-type carboxypeptidase activity. Gene Ontology annotation, biological process: proteolysis.
ACCGGUUUCCUUGAAAUUAUUGCUGUACUAUGAAGAAAAGUUUUGAAGGCUGUGAUUAACAAGUAGCUCCACCCGGUUGUUGUGGGAACUGUGAAUAAAAUUCCUACUUGUAGGUGCUUGUAAAGCAAGAAUUGGGGUAAUCCGUUUAACAGGGGGAUUAAAUGACAAAAUGUGGAAGGCGACUGUUCUGCUGACUUUGCUGAGCCUGAGUGUGACCUUCGAGCUAGGUCGUGCUCGUAAACAAUGGAGUGUCUUUCGCAACAUGUUUAAAAGGAUCCGCUGUUCCACACCAUCAAGAGGAGACCCAGGGCAGCCACUCUUCCUUACCCCUUAUAUUGAAAGUGGGAGACUUGAGGAAGGAAGGCAGUUAAGUUUGGUUGGGCCUCUCCACGGAGUAAAUGUGAAGAGUUACUCUGGCUAUCUCACAGUGAACAAGACUCACAACAGCAAUCUCUUCUUCUGGUUCUUCCCUGCUGAGGUGCAGCCAGAGGAUGCCCCGGUCCUUCUCUGGCUCCAAGGUGGACCAGGAGGAUCAUCAAUGUUUGGGCUUUUUGUUGAACAUGGCCCAUAUGUUGUCGACAAGAAUCUCAGAUUGUAUAAACGGAAGUUUCCUUGGACAUCUAAAUUUUCCAUGCUUUACAUUGACAAUCCAGUUGGGACUGGCUUUAGUUUUACUGAUGAUACGGGAUAUGCAGUAAACCAAGAUGAUGUAGGAAGAGAUUUAUACAGUGCACUCAUCCAGUUUUUCCAGCUAUUUCCAGACUAUCAGAAAAAUGACUUCUAUAUUACAGGAGAAUCUUAUGCAGGGAAGUAUGUGCCUGCUAUUGGCUACUACAUCCAUAUCCAUAGUUCCAAAGCCAAAGUUAAGAUCAACUUCAAAGGAGUUGCUAUUGGUGAUGGUUUCUGUGACCCUGAAAUGAUUCUGGGUGGCUAUGCACGAUUCCUGUACCAAAUUGGCUUGGUGGAUGAGAAGCAGAGGGAGUAUGUCCAGCAGCAGACUGACCUGGGAGUAAUUUAUAUCCAGCAGAAGAAGUGGAUGAAAGCCUUUGAAAUAUUUGAUACGCUAUUGAAUGGUGAUGAAACAAGUUCUUCCUACACUCAGAAUGUUACAGGAUGUAGCAACUACAUGAACUUUUUGCAGUGCCAGGAGCCUGCUGACCAGGAAUAUUUUGGAGCAUUUUUAUCACUCUCAGAAGUGAGGAAAGCUAUCCAUGUGGGAAAUCUUACCUUUCAUGAUGGGUCUACAGUUGAGAAGCAUUUGCUUGAAGAUGUGAUGAAGACAGUAAAGCCAUGGUUGGCUGUAAUUAUGGACAACUACAGGGUUCUGUUAUACAGUGGGCAGCUUGAUAUCAUAGUAGCAGCUCCACUGACGGAACGCUUUCUGCCUACUGUGCCAUGGAGCAAGGUGGAAGAAUACAAAAGUGCUGAAAGACUCAUAUGGAGGAUCCAUCCCCAUGACAAGGAGGUGGCUGGUUAUGUGCGCCAAGCUGGUGAAUUCUAUCAGGUAAUUGUUCGAGGUGGAGGACAUAUUUUACCUUAUGACCAACCUGAAAGAUCAUUGGACAUGAUGGACAGAUUUAUCUCUGGAGAAGGAUGGAAGACAAAUGGAUUCUAAAAUAAAACUUAAAAUGCAGUGUAUAUGUACUACCUUGCCAAAUGCUUCAGAAAUUAUUUGAAUGUACUAUAGUGAAAAUAUUGCCUUAUGGAAAAAUCAUGAAAUUGAGGAUGAGAGUAAUAAAAUGGAUAUAAAUGUU